This is a messenger RNA of Macrobrachium nipponense, 850 nucleotides long. RefSeq lists its product as uncharacterized. Bases 157 to 615 code for a protein of 152 amino acids. NCBI's taxonomy places the organism in Eukaryota, Metazoa, Arthropoda, Malacostraca, Decapoda, Palaemonidae. The transcript is spliced from 8 exons. The record is from RefSeq and is a predicted model, not a curated record.
ACAACAUAACAUGCACUGAAUUAUAAAGAGCGGUAAUGCAUAUCUGUGUGAGUCGUAUAUAAGUCGCAUUCGGCCACCACGCAUAGUCAUCGGUCAACGGUCUUCCCCAGAAGUUCAUUUCUUCUCUUGUCUGCUUCAACUGAUUAUUUGUGCAAUAUGAAGCUGUGCACUGCCACAAUCACUGUGCUGUUGGUGGGCCUCCUGGAACCGUGCCUGUCUUUCCCACCUGCUGCAGAUGCCCCUCUUCCUCUAUACGGAGCACUCUAUGAAGGAUCUCACGAAGGGAAUGCAAAUACCUAUUCGAAAACCGAUACCGACUCUCGAGGCUUGGGAACCGCUUCAAUGCAGGCUGGACUCAGCGGCACUGGAAGGUUAGACGGAGCAGUCCUGACUGGAGGACCAGAUGGAAAUAAAGCAGGUGGAAGAUACUUCGGGGAUCUGCAAGGCCAAGGGGCGAUGAAUGCCGACACUCAGUCCUUUUCGACUCCCACGGGAUCAGUCUCCAGAACAUCCACUGAGAGUGCACUUACGGGACCCAGCGGUCGAAUGUCCGGGGGAUCGUUCUCCGGUGCUUCUUCACCACUUCAACUAACACCACUGACCUGGCGCAAAUAGAGAAGGUAUAACGGUCACAGGUAAUCAGAGCAGACAAACUGAGAUCUCUGAGAUAUGAAACCAAGGAAGGAUUUCCAACUGGGCGCAGAGGAACAGAACGAACCGAAUUUUGCCGUUAAUGGCUAUUUAUAGCUAGUUUUCAAACCAUAUUUGUAAAAGGACUUUAUCAUAAAUCUAAGAAUCAAAGACCUUGAAAUAAUGUUAAGAAUGAAGUGAAAUAUAAUUCUGAGCAUUA